Drosophila bipectinata is the source of this 1471-nucleotide messenger RNA. RefSeq names its product eukaryotic initiation factor 4A-III. The record is from RefSeq and is a predicted model, not a curated record. Gene Ontology annotation, cellular component: catalytic step 2 spliceosome; nucleolus. Gene Ontology annotation, molecular function: mRNA binding; ATP binding; RNA helicase activity. NCBI's taxonomy places the organism in Eukaryota, Metazoa, Arthropoda, Insecta, Diptera, Drosophilidae.
CUUGGUCACACUAAUAGUCAUCCCAAGCCGCAUUGCUUCUGUGAAAGUGGAAAAAAUAGGAAAAAGUAAAUAAAUAUUGAUAAAAUAUUGUAAAAUCAGGAGAAAAGUCACAUACAGAAAUGGCGCGCAAAAAUGCCCAGGCCGAGGACCUCUCGAACGUAGAGUUCGAGACCAGCGAGGAUGUAGAGGUGAUUCCCACUUUCAAUGCCAUGAACCUCAAGGAAGAGCUGCUACGCGGCAUAUACGCGUACGGCUUUGAGAAACCCUCGGCCAUUCAGCAGCGGAGCAUCAAACCCAUUGUCAAGGGCCGGGAUGUGAUUGCCCAGGCGCAAUCCGGAACGGGAAAGACGGCCACGUUCUCCAUCUCCAUACUCCAGAGUCUGGACACUACACUGAGGGAAACGCAGGUGCUCUGUUUGUCACCCACACGCGAGUUGGCUGUGCAAAUCCAAAAAGUUAUUCUGGCCUUGGGGGACAUGAUGAACGUGCAAUGCCAUGUGUGCAUUGGCGGCACCAAUCUGGGCGAGGAUAUCCGCAAACUGGACUACGGUCAACACAUUGUGAGUGGAACACCCGGUCGAGUAUUCGACAUGAUCAAGCGACGAGUGCUGCGCACAAGAGCUAUUAAGAUGCUAGUUCUGGAUGAAGCGGACGAAAUGUUGAACAAAGGUUUUAAGGAACAGAUCUACGAUGUUUAUCGCUACCUGCCACCUGCCACACAGGUGGUUCUUAUCUCUGCCACAUUGCCCCACGAGAUUCUGGAAAUGACAUCCAAAUUCAUGACUGAUCCCAUUCGAAUUUUGGUCAAACGUGAUGAGUUGACUCUAGAAGGCAUCAAACAGUUCUUCGUGGCAGUGGAACGUGAGGAGUGGAAAUUCGAUACGCUGUGCGAUCUCUAUGAUACUUUAACUAUAACGCAGGCGGUCAUUUUCUGCAAUACCAAGCGCAAGGUGGACUGGUUAACGGAAAAGAUGCGUGAGGCUAACUUCACAGUGAGCUCCAUGCAUGGUGAUAUGCCGCAGAAAGAGCGUGACGAGAUCAUGAAGGAGUUCCGAGCCGGUCAAUCCCGGGUCCUCAUCACCACCGAUGUGUGGGCUCGAGGUAUUGAUGUACAGCAGGUAUCACUGGUUAUCAACUACGAUUUGCCCAACAAUCGUGAGCUGUAUAUCCAUCGUAUCGGUCGGUCGGGUCGCUUCGGACGCAAGGGUGUUGCAAUUAACUUUGUAAAGUCAGAUGACAUUCGUAUCUUGCGCGAUAUUGAACAGUACUACUCGACACAAAUCGACGAAAUGCCCAUGAACGUGGCUGACUUGAUCUAAACUUUACACUUCUUUCUAAUUUUCUGUAACUCACCUUACCUAGCAGUAAUAACGAACAACAUGAAGUAAAUACAUUUAAAGAGUAUUUGGCUAUCAAUAGACAACCAAAAUCUGUAUAAAAAUAAAUAACACAUAAGAAUUUAAUACAGAAA